GCAUCGACGCGCCAAUAAGCGUCUCCCAGGAAGGGAUGGUUUAUUUCACUGAUCGACUUUCCGAUGACCUAAGGCAAAAACGACGUGAACAAUUAUUGGCUGUGACCGAGGACGAUGUUAAAUAUGCUGCAAUCACGUAUCUAAAGCAACACGAAACAAAGAGAGAUUAUUCCAUAGCUAUCAUUGGUGAGGAAAAUGAAGAAAUUGAAAAGAAUAAUGAAUAUAAUGUUUACAGGAUGAAAAUCGAUGAAGCUAAAGAAAGUUGA
This is a messenger RNA of Acaulospora morrowiae, 266 nucleotides long. The record is from the annotation of a GenBank genome assembly. Lineage: Eukaryota; Fungi; Glomeromycota; Glomeromycetes; Diversisporales; Acaulosporaceae.